AAAAAGGCCAUCGCAUUUACCUCGUACCACACAGCCAUUGACGCCUUCAACCCACCAGCAAAUAAUCAACAGUAUAUUUAUCUAACGAAGUACAAUCCUCAGAGCAAGAGCGAUUUCUAGACCCGUCAAUUAAGACUCAACAGCCCCGACCAAGUGUGGUGGGUGGGCUUCAGUCAUCAUGGAAUAUGUGAUCCGCUUCGCGCAAGUCCACGAGACUUUUCGACGACCGGAAAUCGAGGCUCUGGCCGCUCUGGCUGGGAUUGAUCUGGAGAUCGUAUACUAUGACCAGUUUUCACCAUACUGCGUAGUAAAAGUGCCAACUGAAGCAGAUGCGCGCACUUUGAUCGCGCGCAGUAUCUUAGCAAAGGAUAUCUUCGAACUCUGGGGCCAAGGCACCAACUAUGAGGAAGUGCAUGCCGACGUCCGCAGGCGGACACAGCACCGCUGGGAUGAGUUCAAGGGAGUUUCUUUCCGCUUCACUAUCGAUUCCUUCUGCGGGAAGCGCAAGAUGGAGGCCAAGCGAGCCAUCAUUCAGUCGUUCUCGUAUGUGGGAUUCGACGGCCCAAUCCGGAUGAAAAAUCCAGAUGAGGACUUUUGGGUCCUGGAAGACUUCGUUUCGGACAUUGAGAUCGCGACCAGAGCUCCCGGUGCAACACAUGCCUACAGUGAGGCCGUGGAUCCCAGGACGAUCUAUCUCGGUCGCUGGAUUGCUAACAGUAGUCGCGAUAUCGUCACUAAAUACGACUUGAAGAAGCGUCGGUAUAUUAGUACGACGUCUAUGGAUGCCGAGCUGAGUCUGGUCACGGCGAAUAUGGCCCAUGCUGCUCCCGGGAGACUGUUCUAUGACCCUUUUGUAGGGACGGGAAGCUUCUGUGUUGCGGCGGCGCAUUUUGGCGCCCUGACCUGUGGGUCGGAUAUUGAUCCCCGGAGUUUCAAGGGUAGGGAGAAGAAGGAGAAGGAGGCUAUGGGGUUGUUUACCAACUUUCAGCAAUAUGGCAUCGAGAGCAAGUUUAUGGAUGCGUUUACUUCGGACCUGACGAAUACACCGCUGCUGAACCGUCAGUUCUUGGAUGGUAUUGUCUGUGACCCUCCCUAUGGUGUUCGUGAAGGUCUUAGGGUUCUGGGAACUCGAGACGGCAGUGGUCGGGAAGAAGUUAUUAUCGAUGGUGUUCCAGCGCAUUAUCGACCUGGUUACAUUCCCCCUAAGAAACCUUACGGCUUCGAAGCAAUGCAGAACGAUAUCCUCGCCUUUGCGUCCAGGACUCUCGUCACUGAGGGCCGUCUGUGCAUGUGGAUGCCCACCUCCAUUGACGAGGAUGUGGAGCUACUUAUUCCCAUGCAUCCACACUUGGAAGUUGUCAGUGUUUCUGUGCAACCGUUCAAUCAAUGGUCCCGCCGAUUGAUCACCUACCGAAGGCUACCAGAAGGCCAGGUCUCAGACAUCUCAAAGGCACGACAGAAGGGUGAUUCAGAGGGAAUCAGCGCUGAUGACCUGAACGCGUUCAGGAGAAAGUACUUCACGAAAAACCCCAACAAGAAACCCGAGAAAGGAAGCCCUGCACCACAACAAAGCUGAUAUGAAAACGAAAUAAAAAAACACAAAGAAGCAUAUCCAUAGAAGAAUAAACAAAAAAUCAUACCAUUAAAGCUUCCCCUUCACUCUCCUAUCAUCAUCAUCAUCAGAAGGUACCUCACACUCCAAAUCCACACCCUCCUCCCUAAUCUUUAGAACCUCCCUCGCCAACUCUCCCCGUAACAAACCCGCCAACUCCUCUCCCUCAUCAUCAUCCAAUUCCUCUCGUUGCCCACGUCCAAACAUCACAAAGCUCGCCCUGGCAGCAUUAGACGCCGGAUUAGAGGACGGCCUAGGAAUGAUAUGAAAAUGGGCAUGAGGGACCUGUUGCGC
Molecule: messenger RNA, 1906 nt
Organism: Aspergillus caelatus
Lineage: Eukaryota; Fungi; Ascomycota; Eurotiomycetes; Eurotiales; Aspergillaceae
Product: tRNA (guanine-N2-)-methyltransferase
Exons: 5
Coding region: 179-1576 (465 amino acids)
Biological process (GO): methylation
Cellular component (GO): cytoplasm
Molecular function (GO): nucleic acid binding
Source: RefSeq, a predicted model, not a curated record